AUGGGUGAGCAAACCCACUACCGAGCCCAGCCGUGCUCUGGCACCAACCCCAGGAAAUGCCAGGACCUAGGAGACUCAAUUCUUCUGAUCCUGGGCAGCUUCAUCUUGCUCAACGUGGGGAUCAAGGUGGUGACUCUGGUGAGUGGGCGCCAGCGUGGGCUCAGGGGAUGUGGGCCUGUCCCCUUUCUUCUAUCCCUGCCUCGAUUCUCAGCCCCUCAGGAACCCAGGCCCUGUCCCAUCUCGCCUUUCCCCGCAGACAAGCAAGCCAGCUGUGUAGGCAGCCAUCGCAUGUGCGUGCGCUGCUCCGUGGAUCCCAAGAACCUGUGCUCAAGAGUUCCUUCCCGCUUCCGCCAUCGCCCAAGCUUCCUGCUCGGGCACCCAAACCACCUUGACUCGUGGAUACCAGUCACAAAACAUGAGAAGGCUUCUGGGUGCUGCUGGAGGCCGCCUCAGUGUGGACGGGCUGGGGCUCCCAUGGAGGCUCCACGGGGACUGUGGAAGGAGGGGGUAGUGGGCGCUGGCGAGGCCCCUCCGGUCACAGCCUUAACGUCCCGAGCCACCUUUUACUCCAGGCAAGAGACAUCUUCCAAGCUCCGCAGGAUGAGCAAGGUGGACGUGCUUCCACUCCGCCUGCCCCAAGAGAGCAAGACGAAGACCCCAGACUAUGACCCAGCCCAGGCCCCAGCCCGGGCCCAAACCCGCCCCCCAGUUCAGCCCCCUGCGCAUGCUCCUGCCAAGGCCCAGACCUUCUCCUCAGCCCACCCCCCUGAGCACACCCGCCCCCAGGCCCAGACCCCCUGCCCAGCCCUCACCCCGAGCGCAGCCCUGCCCAGGUCCAUGGCCCUGAGCAUACCUCAGCCCAUACCCCAGCCCAGGCCCAAGCCCAGGGCCCCUCAAAUGCCUCAGCCCAGUCCCUGGGCCACACUUCUGUCUGCACCCUGACCCAUGCUCAUCUGACCUAUACCCAUGCCAACACUCUGGUCCCUCCCCCACCUUCGGCCCCAGUUCCUCCCCCAACUUCUGCCCCUGCUACUACUCCUGCCCUAGCCCCUACACCAGCCCCUGUCCCGAUCUCUGCCACAACCUCUGUCCCAGUGCUGGUCAUGGCCCUGACGACCACUCCAGUCCCUUCCACCACCCCUACCCCCACCCUAGCUUCUAUUCCCUCUACCUUGUCUGCCUUCAGCCAAGGCCUCUCCUCCGGCCAGGUGGUCUACGAUGCCCGCAGGGUAAAGCAGAACGUGGUCCAUGUGUGU
Messenger RNA from Balaenoptera ricei (Rice's whale), 1256 nucleotides. RefSeq lists its product as uncharacterized. The transcript is spliced from 2 exons. The record is from RefSeq and is a predicted model, not a curated record. The coding region runs from base 1 to 942 and encodes 313 amino acids. Gene Ontology annotation, cellular component: cytoplasm. NCBI's taxonomy places the organism in Eukaryota, Metazoa, Chordata, Mammalia, Artiodactyla, Balaenopteridae. Gene Ontology annotation, biological process: flagellated sperm motility; sperm individualization.